Trichosporon asahii var. asahii CBS 2479 is the source of this 1701-nucleotide messenger RNA. RefSeq names its product ATP-binding cassette (ABC) transporter. NCBI's taxonomy places the organism in Eukaryota, Fungi, Basidiomycota, Tremellomycetes, Trichosporonales, Trichosporonaceae. Bases 1 to 1701 code for a protein of 566 amino acids. Gene Ontology annotation, molecular function: ATP hydrolysis activity; ATP binding. The transcript is spliced from 9 exons. The record is from RefSeq and is a predicted model, not a curated record.
AUGUCUGCCGGUAAACCCAUUCACCCCGAGGUCAUGUACGCUGAGCGUUCGUCGGACACGGACCCCGAGAAGAACUUCAUCUACCUCACGUUCCGCAUCGACGACCUGAACCCGGGCUACAAGGUUGACCUGAAGUCUGACUCGCUCUCCUUCACUGGUACUUCCGGAGACCCCGCCAAGGGUCUUCCCGAGAAGCAGUGGGCGUGCAAGCUCAACUUCUACCACGAGAUCGACCCCGAGGCGACGAAGCAAAUGCCGUACACUGGCCGCGACCUGCUGCUGAUCAUCCGCAAGAAGGAGCUCAAGAAGGAGUACUGGCCGCGCCUGACCAAGGAGCCUCUCAACCGUAACUGGAUCAAGACCGACUUCACCCGCUGGGCCGACGAGGACGAGCAGGACGAGGUCGCUGGCGAGAUUGAUGCCGACGACGGAGGCUUCGUCGGCGGCGCCGGAGGCGGCGGCAUGCCCCCUGGCAUGGACAUGGCCUCCCUUAUGGGCGGCAUGGGUGGCGGUGGUGCCGGUGCCGGCGGCGUCGACUUUGCCAAGCUCAUGGAGCAGAUGGGCGGCGCGGGCGGUGCUGGAGGCGCGGGCGGUGCGGGUGGCAUGCCCGACCUCUCGGCGCUGAUGCAGCAGGCCGGCGCCGCUGGCGCUGGUGCCGGCGACGACGCCGACGCCAAGGACGGAGACGAGGCCGAUGCCUCGGACGCCAAGGCCGCCGACGCUUCCGCCGACGCCUCUGCUUCCAAGCUGGACCAUGUUUCCGCCGGUCUUGCAUCCUUUCUCUACCUCAAAAGCGACACAAUCGACCCGAUGACCCUCCUCGAGGUCAAGAAUCUGACGCUGCGCCGGGACGAUGGCAAAGGGACGGCCAUCCUAAACGACAUCAGCCUGGACUUGCACGAUGGCGAGGUGCUGAUCCUCUGCGGAGAGAGUGGAUGCGGCAAGACGACGCUGCUGAAGUGCAUCUCCGAGCUGAACGUGUACCAGAAGGGCCGCAUCGCGCUGCACGGCAAGACAGCGAGCGAGUAUGGGUACCCCUACUACCGUACGCUGGUGCAGUACAUCCCGCAGCGUGCUUCCAUUCUGGCAGGGACGCCGCUCGACUUUCUGAAGACGUGCCAGGGCUACGCGUCGCGCAAGAAGCGCGUCAAGGAGAUCAGCAACGACAGGCCAAGCCUCGACCCGAUGGGCAUUGCAGAGGAGUGGGGGAUCCAAAAGUUCCUCUGGAACCGGGACUGGGGCACGCUGUCAGGCGGCGAGGCGCAGCGCAUUGCGCUGGCCAUCGGCAUCGGACUGGGAGGAGCCGACAUCAUUCUACUCGACGAACCGACAUCCGCCCUCGAUGCCGAGACCAUGCGCAAGGUCGAGAAGACGCUUGUGGGGCUUCUGCCGCCAAACGUCCGCGGAGGCGACGGCGAGGCGCAUUAUCCCCGUCACUCCCUCGGGCCCAAGGCUAUCAUUUGGAUCACGCACACGCCCGAGCAGGCCAAGCGCUGCGGCACGCGCGAGUACAACAUGACGCCGCAUGUGCGCCACUUUGACACGCACGAGGAGGCUGAUCGCGAGUGCGAGCGCGUGCAUGAGGGUCUGGAGGAGAGGGCAGAGCGUGAGGAGAGGGAGCGUCGCGAGAAGCGCGACCGGGAGGAGAGGGAACGGAAGGCGAACGGAGACGCCAAGUCUGGAAAAGACAAGAAGAAGUAG